GAGAUGCCCAGACAGUUUCCAAAGCUGAACAUCUCUGAGGUUGAUGAGAAUGUGCGACUUCUAGCAGAGAAGGUAUUUGCUAAAGUUCUCCGAGAAGAAGACAGCAAAGAUGCCUUGUCACUAUUCACUGUGCCUGAAGACUGCCCUAUUGGGCAGAAAGAGGCCAAGGAAAGAGAACUGCAGAAGGAACUGGCAGAACAACAGUCUGUGGAAACAGCUAAAAGGAAGAAAAGUUUCAAGAUGAUUCGAUCCCAGUCUUUGUCAUUACAAAUUCCGUCUCAGGAAUGGAAAGCACCAUCAGCCAAUCCUGUUCUGUCUCCUGCAACACCAGUUCUUCCAAGUGCUUUUGUGCCAGUCCAAGUGCCAUAUGAUGUACCAGAGUUUCAGAGAGUUUCAAUUAGUGGGGACUACUGUGCAGGGGUUACAGUCGAUGAUUAUGAACAAGCUGCCAAGAGCCUGGUGAAAGCUCUUCUCAUUCGAGAAAAGUAUUCACGUCUUGCCUACCAUCGCUUCCCAAGAACAACAUCUCAGUAUUUGUGUAGCAUGCAAGAUGAAAAAUGGAAGGUUGAAGAUGAAGUGUAUCCAGAUUUCCAUUCACCCCCAGAAGAAAAUGAAGACCCUUACAAUCUUGAUGAUGCUCCAGACAAUUUGGAAUAUGUUAUCAAGAUGAAAGGUGGCAUUCCCUUUAUUUAUGAUAACAAAGAAAUGAUGGAACUCAAUGAGCCUCGGAGUCUGCCAUAUCCUGACCUGGAGACCUAUACCCUUGACCUAAGCCACGUUCUUGCUCUAAUUGCAGAUGGUCCAACAAAAACAUAUUGUCAUCGGAGGCUUAACUUUUUAGAAUCUAAAUUUAGUUUACAUGAGAUGUUAAAUGAAAUGUCGGAAUUUAAAGAACUAAAGAGUAAUCCCCAUCGAGACUUUUAUAAUGUGAGAAAGGUUGAUACUCAUAUCCAUGCUGCUGCUUGCAUGAACCAGAAACACUUAUUGAGGUUUAUUAAGCACACGUAUCAAACAGAGCCCAACAGGAUUGUUGCAGAGAAAAAAGGCAAGAAGAUGACUUUAAAGCAAGUCUUCGAAAGCCUUCACAUGGACCCUUAUGACCUCACUGUAGACUCUUUAGAUGUCCAUGCAGGUCGUCAAACAUUUCAUCGAUUUGACAAAUUCAAUUCCAAGUACAAUCCAGUUGGUGCCAGUGAGCUGAGGGACUUGUAUUUGAAAACCGAGAACUACAUUGGUGGUGAAUAUUUUGCUCGUAUGGUCAAGGAAGUAGCCCGUGAACUAGAAGAAAGUAAGUACCAGUAUACAGAGCCCCGCUUAUCCAUUUAUGGACGGUCUCCAGAUGAAUGGCUGAACUUGGCAAAAUGGUUCAUUAAGCAUAAAGUUUAUUCCCCUAAUAUGCGCUGGAUAAUUCAGGUUCCCAGAAUCUAUGACAUAUUUAGGUCAAAAAAUAUUUUGCCUAGUUUUGGGAAGAUGUUGGAGAACAUCUUUGUACCUUUGUUUGAAGCAACUAUCAAUCCCAAAGACCACAAAGAAUUGCAUCUUUUCCUCAAAUAUGUGACUGGCUUUGACAGUGUUGAUGAUGAAUCCAAACACAGUGGCCAUAUGUUCUCUGACAAGAGCCUUAACCCUGACCUCUGGACCAGUGAGAAGAAUCCCCCGUAUAGCUACUAUUUGUAUUAUAUGUAUGUGAACAUCAUGUUGCUAAACAACCUUAGGAGGUAAUGGAACUUUUUAAUCUCCUCAGGGAAGUGUACUUUCUUGUUUCGACCUCACUGUGGAGAAGCUGGGUCUAUCACACACCUUGUAUCGGCCUUUCUGACAGCAGACAACAUUUCUCACGGAUUGCUCUUGAAGAAGAGUCCUGUCCUCCAGUAUCUUUAUUAUCUUGCACAAAUACCCAUUGCUAUGUCUCCACUUAGUAACAACAGCCUGUUCCUGGAGUACUCAAAAAAUCCACUACGGGAAUUUCUACAUAAGGGACUUCAUGUCUCUCUCUCCACAGAUGAUCCUAUGCAGUUUCAUUAUACAAAGGAAGCUCUCAUGGAAGAAUAUGCUAUUGCAGCCCAGGUGUGGAAACUGAGUACCUGUGACUUGUGUGAAAUAGCAAGAAACAGCGUACUACAGAGUGGUUUGUCAGAUAAGGAAAAACAGAAAUUCUUAGGGGUGAAUUACUGUAAAGAAGGGCCUGAGGGAAAUGACAUUCGAAAGACAAAUGUUGCACAGAUCCGGAUGGCCUUCAGGUAUGAGACGCUGUGCAAUGAACUUAGUUUCCUGUCUGAUGCUAUGAGAACAGAAGAGAUCUCUACUCUGUCGAAGUAG
Pelecanus crispus (Dalmatian pelican) is the source of this 2319-nucleotide messenger RNA. Lineage: Eukaryota; Metazoa; Chordata; Aves; Pelecaniformes; Pelecanidae. The record is from RefSeq and is a predicted model, not a curated record.